CGUAGAUUUCAACUGGUCAGGUGACUACUGUACCAAAUGGCUCUCUUGCGGACAUUUCGUUGUAUGCGAAAAUUCGGUACUGUAUCCGGCGCGAAUGAGGUCGUAAUCGUCAGCUCUGCUCGCACUCCGAUCGGUUCCUUCCGUGGCUUGCUCUCCAGGCUGACAGCGCCCCAGAUGGGAUCUGUAGCUAUCAAGGCAGCACUGGACAGGGCGGCCAUAGAGCCAGAGCAAGUGCAAGAGGUGUACAUGGGUAAUGUCUUGAGUGGUGGUAUUGGACAAGCUCCAGCAAGACAGGCGGCUCUAGGAGCCGGGAUGCCAUACUCAACACCUUGCACGACAAUUAACAAAGUCUGUGCGUCAGGUAUGAAGGCUAUCAUGCUGGCCUCUCAGAGCAUAUCAUGUGGUUCGCAAGAAAUCAUGGUCGCUGGAGGUAUGGAGAGUAUGUCGAAUGUUCCGUACUAUAUUCCUAAAGGGCGUGAAGGCUUUAUCUAUGGUCACCAUACUAUUAUUGAUGGUGUGCUGCAUGAUGGUCUAAGAGAUGCGUACAAUAACAUCCACAUGGGAAACUGUGGAGAGAAAACGGCCGUCGAUUAUGACAUUGGAAGGGAAGAGCAAGAUGCAUAUGCAGUCGAGUCGUACGAACGCAGCAAAGAGGCUCAUUUGUCAGGAAUUAUGGCCAAAGAGAUAAUUCCCAUCACAGUGCCUCAGAAGGGCGGAAAGACUUCGGUCUAUCACGAGGACGAAGAGUUCAGAAAAGUGAAUUACGAAAAGUUGCCUGUAUUAAAACCGGCAUUUCAGAAAGACGGAGGCACAAUCACUGCAGCAAAUGCAAGCAAAUUGAAUGAUGGAGCAUGCGCAGCCAUACUGAUGUCAACAACAGCUGCACAACGCCUUAACACUAAACCACUAGCAGUAAUCCGUGCUAUUGCAGAUGCAGCUAUAAAUCCAAUAGACUUUCCUACCGCUCCAGCUGCUGCAAUACCAAAAGUUCUAAACCUGGCGGGCUUGCACAAGGAUGACAUUGCACUAUGGGAAAUCAACGAAGCAUUCAGUGUGGUGGUGUUAGCCAAUCAGAAAAUCCUUGACUUAGAUGCUGCAAAGGUCAAUGUACACGGUGGAGCAGUUGCCCUCGGACAUCCCAUUGGAAUGUCUGGAGCGAGAAUAACAUGCCAUUUGGCUCACAAUCUGAAACCGGGUGAGAAGGGCUGUGCAGCUAUAUGCAACGGUGGUGGCGGAGCUUCGGCUAUCAUCAUCGAAAAACUAUAAACGAAACAGAAAUAAUGAGUUUUGGAUGAUUACACUUGUUACAUUGACUCUGUGUUAUACUUGACAGACAAACAACCUUAUUGAAAAUCAUAGUGUCGUGUCUAUGUCCAAAAGAGUUGCUAUGGUG
Corticium candelabrum is the source of this 1393-nucleotide messenger RNA. Its product is annotated as acetyl-CoA acetyltransferase, mitochondrial-like. Bases 37 to 1266 code for a protein of 409 amino acids. The transcript is spliced from 3 exons. Gene Ontology annotation, biological process: fatty acid beta-oxidation. The record is from RefSeq and is a predicted model, not a curated record. Gene Ontology annotation, molecular function: acetyl-CoA C-acetyltransferase activity. NCBI's taxonomy places the organism in Eukaryota, Metazoa, Porifera, Homoscleromorpha, Homosclerophorida, Plakinidae. Gene Ontology annotation, cellular component: mitochondrion.